Molecule: messenger RNA, 3205 nt
Organism: Centropristis striata (black sea bass)
Lineage: Eukaryota; Metazoa; Chordata; Actinopteri; Perciformes; Serranidae
Gene: elk3
Product: ETS transcription factor ELK3
Exons: 5
Coding region: 451-1602 (383 amino acids)
Biological process (GO): cell differentiation; regulation of transcription by RNA polymerase II
Cellular component (GO): nucleus
Molecular function (GO): sequence-specific DNA binding; DNA-binding transcription factor activity, RNA polymerase II-specific
Source: RefSeq, a predicted model, not a curated record
AGGCUAUUUAAAUGGAUGAGUGAAGGUGUGUGUGCAGGUCUGAAAGAGAGAGUGUGUGUGGCUUUGGCGUAUGUCUGUGCGCGAGAGAGUGGUUUAAAGGAGGGGGUGUGUUUAUGGGAAAUAGAGAUUUUCUCUCCCUCUCGCUCUCUCUCUCUCUCUCUCGUGUGUGUGUGUGUGUGUGUGUGUAUGUGUGUGUUUACACAGACUGGAAUACUGCGCCAAAGGAAGUGCGCCGGUUCUCCGUCUGCGCGUCCCGACUUCCUGCUCUGAGGCAGGAGAGAAAAAAGCUGCGGAUCCGCUUUCAGACGGCAGCAGCAGCAGCAUGGAGCCCCGACACUACGCACACACACCGCUAUAAGACAGAAACACACACACCACACACGGGCAGACGGGCAGAGGAGCCGCGGCCGUCCACAGCAGGAUUGCCUGGACCUUUGGUGUUGUAGCGCCAUGGAGAGUUCCAUCACACUCUGGCAGUUCCUGCUGCAGCUGCUUAUCGACCAAAGCCACAAACAUCUCAUCUGCUGGACGUCCAACGACGGCGAAUUCAAGCUUCUUAAGUCAGAGGAAGUGGCCAAGCUCUGGGGGCUGCGCAAGAACAAGACCAACAUGAACUAUGACAAGCUGAGCAGAGCGCUGCGCUACUAUUACGACAAAAACAUCAUCAAGAAGGUGAUCGGCCAGAAGUUCGUCUACAAGUUCGUAUCAUUCCCUGAGAUUCUAAAGAUGGACCCUGCAAUGGUGGAGUCGGGCCGCAACAGUGAGGAAAGUGGGGGUGUUACAUCAGAGCCAGAGGCUGAAGACGAGGAUGGCGGUGGGAGAAACCAGUACCUCCACUCCGGCCUGUACUCCUCCUUCACCGUCAGCUCCCUGCAGCACUCCUUAGAACCGCAUCAGCCGAUCAAGACGGAGCCUAGAUCCGAACGCCACGGCGACAGCUCCUCUGUCAUCCGAUUCGUAACCAACCGUGGCCACUCCUCCCUACCCUCCACCCCGCCCCCGUCCUCCACUGAGACCUCCGAUUCCUCCAGGCUGUCUCCUCGGCAGGUCCGCUCUUCCUCCUGCUCCUCCUCCCCGCCACAAAGCCCCGCCCACAUACUGUGGAGGGGGCGGAGACAUAGCACAGAGACUAAUGAGUUCGAGCAGAGCGCUCAACCUCUGAACCUGUCAUCUGGUCAGAGAGAGAGAGAGAGGUCACAAGGCAUGACAAUGCCAGAGAGAAGGGGAUUGGCCAAUAGUGGGCCUUUGAAAAGCAGGAAACCAAAAGGCUUGGAAAUCUCUGCCUCCUCCCUCCUCCUGACAGGAAGUGACCUCGUCUCCAUAGCUCUCAACAGCCCGGCGCUGCCUUCAGGCUCCAUGACCCCGGCCUUCCUCACCACACAGACUCCGUCUGGUCUGCUGCUCACUCCAAGCCCUCUACUUUCCAAUAUCCAUUUCUGGUCCAGCCUGAGUCCAGUGGGACCCCUCAGCCCCGCUCAACUGCAGAGCCAUGCCCCCCUCUUUCAGUUCCCCUCACUGCUGAAUGGACACUUCCCCGUGCCUUUACCCAACAUGGACUCUCCCUCUCCUCUACUGCUCUCCUCCAGCUCCCACAAGUCCUGAUGCCAGCCCAAGCUCCAAGAGCAAACUGGGCCAAACUGGACCGAGCUGGGCACAGACCAGAAGCCAAUCAGCCUUAAACUCUGACAAUGAACCACACAUGAGUCCUUUGACUCCAAUUACACUUUGAUCUGAAACCUGUUCCUUAGCAUUUAUUAUAUGAAGAAACAGGAGCUUCAUUUUGAAGCUUUGCUCUCUGAGAAGAGUUUAGACAUUUCUUUGUGUUUACGACAUUUCAACUGCUCAUGGGCUUUGUUGUCAUGCAAUGAAAUUGACUGACCUUAUCAUUUUCUCAUCUCAUUUUAUAUCUUAUCUCAUUCCACUUGGUUUAAAAGUAAGUGAUACAGACUGGUUACAAUUUCAUGAAUGUUCCUUUUAUUCCUGACUAAUGUCAUUGUCCUCCACUGACUCAAACAAUGGAGAUCUGGGGAAGUCUUUGUCAGAAAUUUCAGGACAAAAAGUCUGGUCCUUUAAGUAAAAAAUGUUUUUCAUGCUCCCGUACAGUUAAAGGAAAUACACUUGUUUGCUUAGAGUUAGCAUAAGACGAGAAGAUCGAUACCACUCUCACGUUUUUUAGCUUAAUAUGAAGCCACAGCCAGGAGGCUGUUAGCUUAGCUUAGCAUAGCAUAAAGACUGGAAACAUUAACAGUAAACAAUAACAGUUUGCCUUACUCUGUCCAAAAGUGACAAAAUCUAACUACUUGCUGCUAAUAGCUCACUUAUUAACACAUUUGUCGUUUCAUGGCAAUUUGUAGUUUUAUGGGGGAGUCAAGGUUGACUCCAGGAGAUCACAAGUCCAAAUAGUUUAGCACAUUACUAAAGUAAAACCCCUGAUAUGUUGUUUUUUUCUACAGACUGACUAAAUUUAGAUAUUUAAAUUUAGGAUUUUAUGACUGAGCUUUGAAGUAUAGCGAGACAUUGUUGUGCAGAGCCAGCUGUCUGUUUGAGGUCUUUAUGCUAAGCUAGCUAGGUAGCUUGAAACGUACGUAGCAUGAAAAUAGCAUGGUAAAAAAACCUCUAAAUCUUGUUUAUAAGAUUCUGUAUUUACCUUGUUUCUUUGACUCAAAACAAAAACAACAACAAACCAACAUUUUGGGUACAGAAAAAGUACAAUGAGUUACACAGUAUCUCAGGAUAAUUUUUUAUGUUUUUUUAAAAAUGGCUAUGCCUUUGUCCAGAUCUUUAUUGUUCGAGCGUGGCCACAUGAGAUGAAUCCCUCACCGACUCCUAGCAGAUUAACUGCUAGCCAGCGAGCUAAAAUGCUGUGGAUGUCUACAUUUUGUCUUCUGUUUUGCUUUAACUUGACGCUGUGAACUUAUUUUUAAUUAUCUGUAUAGUUUUAUGCUUUUUUUUUUUAAAUGCACUGUACUUUUCAGCUUUGUACCAGCUGUGCCUUCAAUAUUGUAAGACUUGUGUAAAUGUAUUAAGCUUUAAACCAGGUUUAAAUGGACAUUCCAGGUCAAAAUUGCACAAAAGCUUUUAUUUUGUAAAAUGGUUCCUGGUUAUUUUUAUAAAGAAAUUAAUGGAAAUGUAUUCUCAGUGAUUUGCUUGUUUUGUUGAGGGAAAUGUUGCUGUUUUUUGGAAUAAAAUGAAUUACUUUUCAGAA